Molecule: messenger RNA, 1650 nt
Organism: Platichthys flesus (European flounder)
Lineage: Eukaryota; Metazoa; Chordata; Actinopteri; Pleuronectiformes; Pleuronectidae
Product: lysophosphatidic acid receptor 6-like
Exons: 1
Coding region: 38-1030 (330 amino acids)
Biological process (GO): G protein-coupled receptor signaling pathway
Cellular component (GO): membrane
Molecular function (GO): G protein-coupled receptor activity; oxysterol binding
Source: RefSeq, a predicted model, not a curated record
AAAACAACCCCCCCCCCCCCACACUCAAUUGUUCAUCAUGAACGUGACGGACACCAACUGCAGCCUCAACUCAGUGGAGUAUCAGUACUACCUCUUCCCAGUGGUCUACAUCCUGGCGUUAGUCGUGGGUCUACCUGGAAAUCUGGCUGCUCUCUUCGUCUUCACCUUCAAGAGCACCCCUCGCACAGCCUUCAGCGUGUUCAUCAGCAACCUGGCCCUGGUGGACAUCCUCAUCCUCUGCACUCUGCCCUUCAGGAUCCACUACCACCUCAACAGAGAUGACUGGGUGUUUGGGGACGUCGCCUGCCGCAUCACUGGGGUCCUGUUCUACUGCAACAACAACAUGAGCAUCUGUUUAAUGGCUUGUAUCUGUGUGGACCGCUACAUGGCCACGGUGCAUCCUCACGCCUACCAGAGGCAGCGGAGGCCCUGGCACUCUCUGGCCGUGUGCGUGGCGCUCUGGUGCAUCGCUGGAGUGGCGAUGCUGGUCUUCGUCGUCUUGGGGCCUCUGGAAACCAACGUCAACCAAUCUGAAAGACACAGCUGUUUCGAGAACUUAUCUAAGCAAGAGUGGGCCACACGUGCAGGGGUGUACAACCUACUGGGCCUGAUCUUAUUCUCCCUGCUGCCCUCCGUGAUCAUCCUGGUGUGUUACCCGCUGGCUGUGAAGCGCAUCUCCAUGAUCAGGACUAACAAAGCCCAAAGAGCCUUGAGGGUCAUUUACACCAUCCUGGCCAUCACGCUGCUCUGCUUCCUGCCCAACCACCUGGUGUAUCUGCUGUACCUCCUGCAACGCAUGGAUGUCAUCAAGACAUCCUGCACCGCCGCCAACCGCAUCUUUGAAGCCAGGAGGGUAACCAUGGCCCUCGUCACCCUCAACACGUGCCUGGACCCUGUGCUGUACUAUGUCACCACCAACCACUGCAAAUGGAGGCGCUUGAAGGUGACAUGGCUGUGUGGACGAGUGCAUAGGAGCAGAGAUGUUAGUACGAUUGCAGUGGACCGAGAAGCUGAACCUGUUGAUAUAUAACUUAAAUAUAACUCUGCUUUCCUUGUCUAUAUAAUUAACUGGAGACAUUUAUAUAAAAGUGUUUAUCAUCAAAAUAAAGGGACGGAUCGAAAACAGGCUUCUGAUUUUCUUUAUCUUGUGCAGUUGUGUCUUGUAAUGAGUCUAUAACAAGCAGACGUUAAGAAUAAACAUGUGAGGAUUGUGUUUGGUGUUGUGGUGUUUUGUUGUUUCUCCUCCUUCCCUUCUUGUUCUCCCUGUGCAGGUUGUGGGUGGCAGGGGGCGUGGCAGGCUCCUGCUGCAGCGGACAAGGCACACCUGCUCCCAAUUUCAUCUCAUCAUUCCCUCCAUAAAAGCCUGGUCGUCUCACCACUUCAGUGCCAGAUUAUUCCGUCUACUUCGGUAGCUGUUGCGCUGCAGAAUGCUCGACCCUUGUGUCUUUUGGAUGUCUUCUACCCUUUGUGUUUUCCUUCAACCCAGAACCUUUGUGUGCCUCACCGCUUGACUCCUCAUCCUCUUCUCAACCAGGAUCUCCAAACCAGCCAGCACCCUGUCGCUCCAGCCUUCAUCUACCUCUCCUACAAAUAAACUCUGUUCUUUUACCUCCAACAACUCGUUUGUGUCUGCAUUGGGGGCAUUUAGUG